This is a messenger RNA of Rangifer tarandus platyrhynchus (Svalbard reindeer), 294 nucleotides long. NCBI's taxonomy places the organism in Eukaryota, Metazoa, Chordata, Mammalia, Artiodactyla, Cervidae. The record is from the annotation of a GenBank genome assembly.
AUGACCCAGGAUGUGAUGACCCAGAAGAUGGGUCACACCAGCAAACUCCAUCCUGAGGAUCCAUGUGUGAGGAGUGGGCCAGCAGCCUUCCCCACCAAAACCACGGGGGUGAGGGGCAAGCAAGAGGAGAAACUUCAACUCCUGUUCCCCAAGAGCCCAGUGGUCAAGGUGAACAAAGAUCAAUGCUUUACCUCCAAAGUGAUUUCAAAGGCUCUGAAACGUGAGGUGGCCAACCCAGUCAAGGGCUUCUUUGAGUCACCCCCCACUGUGGGCCACAACCUUGUCGCCGACUGA